Molecule: messenger RNA, 930 nt
Organism: Parathielavia appendiculata
Lineage: Eukaryota; Fungi; Ascomycota; Sordariomycetes; Sordariales; Chaetomiaceae
Exons: 3
Coding region: 1-930 (309 amino acids)
Source: RefSeq, a predicted model, not a curated record
AUGCAAGACGCAGUCGCAGUCUGUGGGGCUCUUUCGGUCUGUUACCUCUGGAUGGAUACACUCUGUAUCAUCCAAGACCUAGCGGAUUUAAGCAACUGGGAAAGAGAGAGCGAGCAGAUUGGCCAGGUCUUCCAGAACGCCUACUUUCCCAUCUGCACUGUGCCCAUGACCAACUGCCACCAAAAUUUCCUCGAUCGCCGCCAGCACGCGUUCGAUUUUGACAUCCAGUCCUCGCUCCACCCGCUCGCCAGGAGCGCAUUCACCUUGCUUUACACCGGCCUCCCUGAUGACCAUUGGGAUCUCGACUCCCCUGCCAUCGAUCUCCAAAAUUCGCUGAUGUUUGUGCGUGAUAACGCUGCGCGCAAGCUGUCGUCCAAGUCAGAUCGGCUGCUCGCUCUGUCCGGCAUCGCGAGGCACGUGUCUGACCUGACCAGGGACAAGUAUCUCGUUGGACUGCGGAAAGAGGGCCUCUAUUCCGCCCUGCUGUGGUAUCCCAGCAAGGCCAGGCAAAGUCUGGCGGAGCGUCUUGCUCCUCUUCGGACCUCGUCUGGUUCGGGCGCGCCCCCAUGGUCUUGGGUCUCUCAGCCAGGCAGAUGCUUCGACUACGGGGCCGACCUCGCUCCGCGCGAGUAUCACCUGCGUCCAGAGUAUAGAGACACUGAUGGAUGGACCGCAUUGAAGGGCGCCGGGCUGAAUCCGUUCGGAGAGGUGGAGAGUGGCAGGAUACGGCUUCGAAGUAAGAUGCUGACUAUACCGACGGACCUGGAAAUGCUCUACACCUGGCGGCGAAAACAGGACGGCAAAGCAGAUGACAGUGACGAGUAUGGCGAACUCGAGGAUGAAGACGAGGAUGAGAAAUAUGCUGAAAAUGCGGAUGAAGUGUCUAAAAGAGGGAUGGGUAUGGGGGUGCGAGGACUCCAGCCGAGGUAG